UGCAGCCACGCUUGAAUGAACGCGCGCGCGCGCGCCCACGCCCCUCCCCCUCUUCGGGGAUCCGCCUCACGCGCGCCAUUGGCGCUGGAAGUGCCACGUGCGCCUUCCCAGCAGCUCCGCGCGCGCCGGCCUCGGGGGGCAGGUUGGGCAGGGAGCGCGCACCUGGCGGUCCGUGUCCAUCACGCGCACUUCGGAUCGCUCUGCAGAUCGCAGCCCGGACCGCGCCGCGUGAAGCACAGGGUCACGGGAUCGAGGACGAGAGGCGAUGGAGCUCGGCGGCUUCGACAUCGACGCCCCCCGCUGGGACCAGGGCACCUUCAUGGGGAGGCUCUGGCACUUCUUCAGCAUCACGGACUGCCGCACGGCGCUGCUGCCCGACGCCCGGCUGGACGAGGCCAAGGCGCUCGUGGAGAGCUGCAGGGCCGGCACUUUACCCCCAGGCACCACCAAGGAGCAGCUGUACUACGCCAAAAAGCUGUACGACUCGGCCUUCCACCCCGACACGGGCGACCGCAUGAACCUGAUCGGCAGGAUGUCCUUCCAGGUGCCGGGGGGGAUGGCCAUCACGGGCUUCAUGCUGCAGUUCUACAGGACCGUGCCGGCCGUGGUGUUCUGGCAGUGGGUGAACCAGUCCUUCAACGCCCUGGUGAACUACACCAACCGCAACGCCGCCUCGCCCAUCACGCCCAAAGAGCUCCUCCGCUAGUGGCCCGCUGGGUGCCUUUUGCCGCAGUGGCGGCGGCCAACUGCGUGAACAUUCCCAUGAUGCGGCAACAGGAGAUCCUCAACGGCAUCGCCAUCACGGAUGAAAACGGGAACAGGCUGGGACACUCUCAGAAAGCUGCCGUCAAGGGCAUCACGCAAGUGGUAAUCUCUCGCGUCACCAUGGCGGCUCCAGGAAUGAUCAUCCUGCCCAUUAUAAUGCAGAGGCUGGAGAAGUACAGGUUCAUGCAGAGAAUCACGUUCCUCCACGGGCCUUUGCAAGUGAUGAUGGUGGGAGUGUUCCUCGUGUUCAUGGUUCCCGCUGCCUGCUCCUUGUUCCCUCAGAGAUGCUCUAUGGCCGUGUCCAAGUUGGAGCCUGAACUGCGAGACGCCAUCGUUUCCCAGCAUGGAGACGCCGUCCGCUACGUGUACUUCAACAAAGGGCUUUGACUCCACCCCAGUGAUCUCCAUUCCCAGCAUGCCGUGCAGGAUAUGCCAACACCACUGCCUACAAAAUUGGCCGCCUACGUGACCAAACCUUAGCUUUCGUCGGCAGGGCUCUCUCAGUGAGGUUAAGUGUCUUAGUUGACUGUCUCUCUUUGACAAAAAAUCCAGUGGGUAAUGUUAAAAAAGAAAAAUGUAUUUCGAUCAUGUUUUUUUUUGUAUAGCUUUUUCUUUACUUUGCCACAGUUUGCUCCUUUACGGUUUGUGAACCGUUUCUCUUUGCACUUACAAGACUGCUGUGUACAAGCUGGACUGUAUUUGCCAGAAAAAUGGAAAAUACUGGAAGGUGGAGAGCAGUCGGUGUGCGGCGCUCCUGAUGGAAGCUCCUCGGACGUGCUCCCCCUAGUGGCCGUGAUGGCUGACUGUAGGCUCGAGAAAUUUUUCUUGUUUCGAAAUGUGGUAAAACAUAGUUAACCGGGGCAUAGGAACAGUUUAUACAAAUUGCUAGUAUUGAUAUUAGAUGUCGGGGUGCUGAGGAGCCGAGGAAGAGAGACCAGCCCCCCAGAAGUACACAAGGGACUCAGAUCCUCUGCAUUUGGUUGUGCUCAACAUCGGGUCCAAGUUUGGGUGAGCUUUGGUGGUUCAUGUGCCAUGAGCAUCGUUGCAUUAAAUUUACAUAGUGUGGUUAUAGCAUCGGGACCCCCGCGGUGACUUUGCCUUCCAGUGGGGCGCUCUCACCUUGGACAGCCGACAGGAGAGAGACGACUGCGGCAUCUGCCAGGACUGAUGUGCUCAUUCCUGCUGUCAUUUGGGAACAUUUAAAUGGAGAUCAUGAGGUUCUUCUACACUGUGAGCAGAGAAGUGUGACUGCGGUGCCUUUCUGGGUCUCCUGGUCAAACGAAAGACCAUCUCUGUCAAAGGAAAAGGAGGAAAAAAAAAAAAGAGCUGGAAACACAA
Messenger RNA from Scleropages formosus (Asian bonytongue), 2103 nucleotides. It is a transcript of the gene sfxn2, whose product is annotated as sideroflexin 2. Gene Ontology annotation, biological process: monoatomic ion transport; serine import into mitochondrion. Lineage: Eukaryota; Metazoa; Chordata; Actinopteri; Osteoglossiformes; Osteoglossidae. Bases 16 to 1152 code for a protein of 378 amino acids. The transcript is spliced from 11 exons. Gene Ontology annotation, molecular function: monoatomic ion transmembrane transporter activity. The record is from RefSeq and is a predicted model, not a curated record. Gene Ontology annotation, cellular component: mitochondrial inner membrane.